This is a messenger RNA of Thecamonas trahens ATCC 50062, 1096 nucleotides long. RefSeq lists its product as uncharacterized. The record is from RefSeq and is a predicted model, not a curated record. Lineage: Eukaryota; Apusomonadida; Apusomonadidae. Gene Ontology annotation, cellular component: nucleus; Z disc. The transcript is spliced from 2 exons. The coding region runs from base 19 to 942 and encodes 307 amino acids. Gene Ontology annotation, molecular function: transcription coregulator activity.
UCCUCCGAACUUCGCAAUAUGGCACGCCCGCGUAAGGAUACGAUCAACUUGGACAGUCUGAUGGACGCGUUUGCGUGGGAUGACGGUGAGAUGGCCCGGGCGACGGCGUCGUCCGGAACGACCAACUACGUGUCGGCCGAGCUCUCGGGCCCGUUGCCGGACAAGUCCAAGUCUGUGACGACCAACGUGGACCUUGGGGGCUUUGACGACGCGCUUAACUCGCUCAUGAACGGGCUCUCGGGUCUCGGCGGAGUGGUUGGCGAGGGCCUGUUCAAGCCGUGCGAGACGUGCGGGCUCAAUGUGCCCGAGGUCGACGUCAUCGACCUCGCCGGCCGCUUUUACCACCCGCAGUGCGCCCCGGUUUGCCCCAAGUGCGCCGAGCCUGUCGACCCCAAGCAGCUUGUGGAGAAGAACUCGGACGCAAUCGCCGAGAUCAACGCCAAGAUCACAAAGGAGAACAAGGCACUCAACGGCAUGAAGGCCAUGAAGGGCCUCUACCCGGACGGCUCGCGCGAGGCCAAAGACGUCGAGCGCCAGAUCCACGAGGCCGAAGGCAACGUGCGCCGCUUUGAGAAGCGGCUGGCCAAGCUCAAUGAUGUCGGGACCGGCUUUGUCUUUGUUCGCCAGCAGUUCUACCACCCGCAGUGCUUCCAGUGCGCCGUCCCCAAUUGUACCUACGAGAUGGUCUCGGACGAGUUCCUCGACCCCAAUACUGGCAAACCCAUCUGCCGCUACCACUUUUUCGACAUGCAGGGCCUCAUCUGCUCCGUCUGCGACGAGCCCAUCGACGUGCUGCUUAACCAGCAGUCUGUGGCCGUCGGCGACGCCCGCUUCCACUCGGCCUGCUUCAAGUGCACCCGCUGCCGCAAGCCCAUCAAGCAGUUCCGCAAGGGCCCGGACACCAAGAUCUACUGCAAGGAGUGCCACACCAUGGUCUUUUAGCCAGCCUUGUUGUACCUCUCCUCGCUCCGCCCCUUGCUCGCCGGCUCGACCCCCCCCCUCCCCCCCUAUCCCCCAACUCGCCUGCCUCCCCUCUCCCCGGCCUGCCUGUACAUCUCUGCACGCCCCGUCUCACCCGUCAAAGGUACACCCGCAA